AUGGCGCUCUCGAGUGCGCAUUGUACAGCGCACAAGAAAUUUUCAUACCUCGAUAUUUACUUGGAAGCAAUUAUAGCUCUCUAUUCAGUUAUAUUAACCGCCUCGGCAUUGAGUCAGACAGACUGGAUAACGUGUUACACAAUUAAUCAUGAAAAGGGAAGCCGACUCAAAUAUCAGCUGCACGUACUAGACACGCCUGGGUUCGGUGAUACUCAAGGACCGAACCGAGAUAAAGAGAUAGCGACUCAACUCAAAAGGUUAUUUAGUCAAGAGGAACCGAAGGGUGUCACUUACAUCGAUGCAAUUUGUUUCCUUGUCAAAGCUCCAGAUGCACGUUUGACGGUUUCACAGAAAUAUGUCUUCGAGUCAGUGCUAUCUUUAUUCGGAAAGGAUGUUGAAAAUAGCAUUUGCUAUCUUAUCACUUUUGCAGAUAAUACUGAACCGCCUGUACUGGCUGCAAUGAAAGAAAGUAACCUUCCUAGCGGACGUAACUUCAUGUUUAACAAUUCUGGUUUGUUUGCAAGAAAUGAAAAUGCAGAUGGUGAUGCGGGGCAAAUAUUCUGGAACAUGGGGCUCGACAGUUUUAGUGAAUUCUUUGAACAUCUCAAUUAUGUCGAGACAAGAAGUUUGCGACAGACGAAAGACGUACUUGAUGAAAGACAAUUAUUAGAAACUGUUGUUAGCAACUUGCAACCUCAAAUAGAUCUCGGAAUGUCAAAGGCCGUCGAAUUAAAAAAAGAAAAAUCGAUAUUAAAGAAACACUUUCCUUUGAAGAAGGAUGCCAAGGACUUUGAAUAUGAAACUGAGGAGAUAAAGCCACAAAAGAGAAAACUUCCUGCCAGAAAGCAUGCAGCUAAAUGUCAAAAUUGUUACACAAUUUGCGGUGAAACAUACACCUAUACUGAUAACGAAACACGCGAAAAGCGUUGCAGAAUAUGCCCAAAUAGAUGUCCAUGGAAGGACCAUACUGACGUACAAAGCAUGUACGAAUAUAUACCUGUCAAGGUGAAAAAGCAGUACUGGAAUAUGCAACAAAAAGUUGAAAAAAUCAAAGGUCAUCCGCCAUCCCAGGACCAUAUUGUCGAACAGCUGGAAGAAGAAUUAAGGAAACUCUUAGCAAGAGUUGAGAUCUUGAUGUUUGCCGUGAAGUCGUGCACUGAUAGAUUAUCAGAAAUUGCUCUUAGACGACCAAAUCUGUUGAGCAUAAUAGAUUACAUAGAUUUGAUGAUUGCAAAUGAGAAGUUAGAACAAAGACCAGGGUUUGAAAAUAGGGUUUUAGGACUACAGGAAAUUCGUAAAAGAACUGAAAUCACAGAAGAGUACGAAACAUUCAGCAAAAACGCAUCUGAAGCUCUGAAAGGAGUUGGAGAAACCAAGAGAAAUUGGUUCAGAUUUGUAUUUAAAAAAGCAAAGAGAUUGAUGACAGAAAUUACAACUACAAGAUGA
Messenger RNA from Mercenaria mercenaria, 1446 nucleotides. RefSeq lists its product as uncharacterized. The transcript is spliced from 2 exons. Lineage: Eukaryota; Metazoa; Mollusca; Bivalvia; Venerida; Veneridae. Bases 1 to 1446 code for a protein of 481 amino acids. The record is from RefSeq and is a predicted model, not a curated record.